This is a messenger RNA of Arctia plantaginis, 2550 nucleotides long. The record is from the annotation of a GenBank genome assembly. Lineage: Eukaryota; Metazoa; Arthropoda; Insecta; Lepidoptera; Erebidae.
AUGACGGAUAAACUUCACGAAUAUCAAGGGAUUACGGGCCGUCUUCAUUGUGCAAGGGACAGGUACCGCGAGAGAUUAUCGCAGUGGAGAGAGCAGCAUCCAAGAGGAGUAAGGGAUGUCGUUGCUGAGACAUUUUUUGGUAUUCCCAAUUCAGAUGAGGCGCCAGAACGGGUUUGGCAGGAUAGUGAAUACAGUGAUUUGUACAGGAGGAAAAGUCGGAUUGAGCUGAUGCGAAUAUCGGCAGCAGUUAUGGGCAUCGAGUUUUCGUAUGCUGGAGAGACAGCUUUCGUGUCUCCCACUCUCCUGCAGAUAGGAGUUCCUCAUCAUCAGAUGACCUUAGUGUGGGCGCUGUCACCGCUUAUUGGAUUCUUUAUGACACCUCUACUGGGUUCAUUGAGUGACAGGUGUCGGUCGAAGUUUGGAAGGAGAAGGCCCUUUAUAGUUUUGAUGUCUGUGGGCGUUUUACUUGGAUUAAUUCUAGUUCCAAACGGCGAAGCCAUAGGGUAUGCGUUGGGUGACGAGUUACCAGUCAACAGAACAGAUGCACCAUCUGCUUUAGGACCUCGGAGUUCAGUUUUGGAGACUGAAGGCAGCAAUUAUCAUCCAUGGGGCAUCUUAUUCACAGUUCUUGGCACCGUUUUCUUGGACUUCGACGCCGACGCUUGUCAGAGUCCAGCACGUGCUUAUCUCCUCGAUGUGACAGUUCCAGAGGACCAUGCAAAAGGUCUUAGUACUUUCACAGUAAUGGCCGGACUCGGCGGGUUUAUGGGGUACGCACUCGGCGGCAUUAACUGGGACGACACCAAAUUAGGAGACUUCUUUGGCGGUCACGUUCGAGCAGUUUUCUCUCUCAUCACGAUAAUAUUCAUAGCGUGCGUAUCAGCCACUAUCACCAGCUUUAAAGAAAUUCCACUUGGAGAAGUUAAUGACCAGGAGGAGUUCAGGAAAUUGGCUCAAAAUGAAAGAAUCCAGGAGAGUUUUGACGAAGAUGGAUCGGAGAAGAAUCUUAAAAAGGAUAACGUCAUGUAUGGAUCUGUUAAUCAACCUGAGAAUGGCGUGGAACACAUAAGUGAAGCUGCCCACGGAGAAACCCUGUCGCUUCGGCAUUACCUAAAGUCGAUUGUGUUGAUGCCAAGUUCGCUGCGUGUGGUAUGCCUCACCAACUUGUUCUGCUGGAUGGCGCAUGUUUGUUACUCGUUGUACUUCACAGAUUUCGUCGGUGAAGCUGUGUUUGGGGGUGACCCAGCGGCGCCCGUCGGUAGCGAAAGCCGCAUGGAUUAUGAAGCCGGCGUUCGGUUCGGCUGCUGGGGCAUGGCGAUGUAUUCCCUCUCUUGCGCCUGCUAUUCAACUAUAAUCGAAAAACUUAUUAAAAGGCUUGGGGCCAAGCGUGUGUACGUUGGUGGACUGUGUACGUACAGUUUCGGCAUGAUGGCCCUGUGUGCCAUUCGUGCUCCUGCAGCAGUUCUGCUGUGCAGUUGGACCGCCGGCGUCAUGUACUCUACACUCUUCACCAUGCCGUAUUUACUCGUGGCGCAUUAUCAUGCUACGGGCAUGUGGGAUAGUGGUGGCGGUGGAUGUGGCGAGACCCGCGGCAUCGGCACGGAUGUUGCAGUAGUCAGUAGUUGCGUUUUCGUCGCCCAGCUUCUUGUUUCCUUCAUCAUGGGUUUAGCAGUGAAGGCAGUUGGCACAACCGCCGCAGUUGUGGCCGUAGCUGCUACUCUCGCUGCGUGUGCUGCGCUAACAGCUACACAGAUUACAUAUCUUGAUUUGUUUUUAGAUCCUCUGCUCGACGAUGUUGAGUACAAUUUAGCCGCUGAUACUAACCUGCCUUUUAAUUUUAAAACUCCAUUACUUUACCCGAUAGCGUACCUUUUAGUAAUGGUAGCGUUAUGGUAUGCCGGAUUUUACGUAAUGGUAACGGGUGCAACGAUGCAGUCGCAUCUCGUACACCUUCUGUGCCAGUUUAUAAUACUGGAGGACUGCUUCGAAAACUUGUUGGAGGAGUGCAGCGAGGAUUUCACGAGUACCAGCGAAAGCGAGUUUAUUUACAACAAAGAAUUUGCAGAAAGUAUUACCCAAAGACUUAGCAACUUAGUGAAACAACAUCAAUUUAUUUUAAGCCUUACGAGGGACUUAAAGGCCGUCGUGAGCGUCCCAAUGCUAGCCCAGUUAGCUGUCACCGGCUCGGUGAUAUGUGUUGUUGGUUAUCAGGGUGCUACGACUUUCGACCAAGGCAUAGUCAAAGCUUUAACGAGCAUAAUCUUUUUAGUAUACAAUAUAUUUGAGCUCUACAUCGUUUGUAGAUGGUGUGAAGAAAUCACUACCUUGAGUUCAAAAUUAGGCGAAGCAAUAUACUAUUCUGGUUGGGAGCGUGGUGAGUCCCAGAUCCGUGGCGUACGUUCCACCAUCUUGAUUGUGAUGGCUCGAGCCCACAAACCUCUAUACUUCACAGCAGGAGGAAUGUAUAAUCUUACCGUUGAUUCUUUUGCCAGGCUGAUGAAAGGGUCCUACAGUGUUUUAACGAUGAUGUUGGGAUCUCGGUCUGAAUAG